This is a messenger RNA of Mus pahari (shrew mouse), 945 nucleotides long. Its product is annotated as olfactory receptor 5V1-like. Bases 1 to 945 code for a protein of 314 amino acids. The record is from RefSeq and is a predicted model, not a curated record. Gene Ontology annotation, biological process: G protein-coupled receptor signaling pathway. NCBI's taxonomy places the organism in Eukaryota, Metazoa, Chordata, Mammalia, Rodentia, Muridae. Gene Ontology annotation, molecular function: G protein-coupled receptor activity; olfactory receptor activity. Gene Ontology annotation, cellular component: membrane. The transcript has a single exon.
AUGACUCCAUUUGAAAUGACCAAUCACACGCGUGUCACAGAAUUCAUCUUCCUGGGAUUUUCCAACCACCCCAACCUACAGGCUGUCUUCCUCCUGGUCUUCCUGGCCAUUUACCUGACAACGCUCCUGGGGAACACACUCAUGAUGGUGGCCACCAGGGUCAGCCCUGCUCUCCACACUCCAAUGUACUAUUUCCUCAGCAACUUGAGCUUCCUGGACAUCUGCUACACAUCCACCACCAUUCCGGUCACGCUAGUAAACUUCUUCAGGGAGAAGAAAACCAUCUCCUAUGAGGGCUGCCUCUCUCAGAUCUUCUUCUUUGUGACAUGUGCUGGCACAGAAGGUGUUCUUUUGGCUGCCAUGGCUUAUGACCGGUAUGUGGCCAUUUGUCACCCUCUUCGGUAUCCAGUUCUCAUGAGCACAAGGGUCUGUGUCUGCUUGGUGAUUGGAUCCUGGCUCUGUGGCUUGGUGAAUUCUGUGACUCACACAGCACUGACAAGCACACUCAUUCUGUGUGGUCCCAACCAGAUUAGUCACUUUCUCUGUGACAUCCCAUUGCUCCUGAAGCUCUCCUGCUCAGACACCUCUGUCAAUGAAUCUGUCCUCCACAUGGCCAGUGCCACCAUUGGCCUGAGCCCCUGCCUGUUUACUGCAGGCUCCUAUAUACUCAUCAUCUCUGCCAUCCUGAAGAUUCCCUCUGCUCAGGGCAGGAGAAAGGCCUUCUCCACCUGUGCCUCCCACCUCACUGUGGUGGUAGUUUUCUUUGGAACAGCCAAUUUCAACUAUGACAGACCUAGGGAAGGUCAUUCCCUGGACAUGGACAUAUUGGUGUCUGUGCUCUUCUGUAUUGUGACUCCCUUGUUGAACCCCAUCAUCUAUAGUCUGAAAAACAAUGAAGUUAAGGGUGCCCUUAGGAAGCUUAUUAAAAAAACAUGGAUUCCCUAA